Symbiodinium sp. CCMP2456 is the source of this 1275-nucleotide messenger RNA. The record is from the annotation of a GenBank genome assembly. Lineage: Eukaryota; Dinophyceae; Suessiales; Symbiodiniaceae.
AUGGCACGGAAGCUUCUGGCAUUCUUGGUCCCGGGCGUGAGCGUGGCCACCUGCCCAGGUCUUCCCUUCACCACCGUUCCGGAGAAUUAUGCCGCAGUGCCCGAGUUGCCGGUCUACGAUGCAGCGCUGAAGGCCUUGGACCUGAAGGCUGUCGUUACCGACCUGCAGAAACUCUUCGUGAAUUCCCAGGAUUGCUGGCCCGCGGACUUGGGAAACUACGGUCCUCUGUUUGUUCGCUUGGCUUGGCAUUGCUCGGGCAGCUGGCGCGAGACUGAUGGGCGUGGGGGGUGUGCCGGUGGCAGGCAGCGAUUCGAACCAGAGCGAAGCUGGGCUGAUAACACGAACUUGGACAAGGCCAGGGCACUGCUGUGGCCGGUCAAGGAGAAGUACGGCGAUGGUCUUAGCUGGGGAGACCUUUUCACCUUGGCCGGCACCACUGCCAUCAAGACCAUGGGCGGGCCCAUUUCGCAGUACUGCGCGGGCCGCAUCGAUUCUCCAGACGGCACAGACAGCCUGGAUCUGGGUCCUAGCCCUGAACAGGAGCGGUAUGCUCCAUGCCCCAUCAACGGCACCUGCGAGCGACCGCUGGGGAGUACCACGGUUGGUUUGAUCUACCUCAAUCCAGAAGGCCCCGUUGCAAAGCAGCCGGAUGGCAGCUGGGCUCCAAACCCGGACCCCAAGGCCUCGGCCCGCGACGUGCGCGAUGCCUUCGGCAGGAUGGGAAUGAACGACACACAGACCGUGGCUCUCAUCGGGGGUGGGCAUGCCUUUGGAAAGAGCCACGGUGCAUGCACCGCGGGACCUGGCCCCGCUCCUCGCGAGGACGUCAACAACCCCUGGCCUGGAAAGUGUGGAACUGGAAAGGGGACGGACACCUUCACCAGUGGCAUGGAGGGCCCCUGGACGACAAAUCCCACAAAAUGGGACAACGAGUACUUCGUCAUGCUACUGAACCGCACAUGGGAGAAGUUCACAGGCCCCGGUGGACAUUGGCAAUGGCGCGUGAAGGGGGCGGCUGCCGAUGAGGCCAAGCUCAUGAGGCUGACGAGUGACAUGGCCCUCAUGAACGACGACAACUACCUCUCUAUUGUCCAGGAGUUUGCCUCGAACCAGGGAGCCCUCGAUGUUGCCUUCGACGAGGCAUGGUUCAAGCUGACGACGAGCGGUGGACGCUGGUCCAUCGAGAAAAAAUGCAUUCCCGGCGACGCGAUUCCGACGGUUCCAUCGCUGCCACCGAAAAUGAGGUCAGAUGACGUUGGCUUCAUCUCCAUCUGA